Messenger RNA from Helianthus annuus (common sunflower), 3261 nucleotides. Its product is annotated as receptor kinase-like protein Xa21. Gene Ontology annotation, molecular function: ATP binding; protein kinase activity; protein binding. The coding region runs from base 1569 to 3086 and encodes 505 amino acids. The record is from RefSeq and is a predicted model, not a curated record. NCBI's taxonomy places the organism in Eukaryota, Viridiplantae, Streptophyta, Magnoliopsida, Asterales, Asteraceae. Gene Ontology annotation, biological process: protein phosphorylation. The transcript is spliced from 3 exons.
AUACAUUUGUGACAGUGAAGGUAGGUACCAAAAAAACCUUGUGAUCUUCAGUUUAUUCCCAAAAAUGAUUUCAAUGCAACCGAUCCCAUCUUCCUCUCCUAUGCGUUUCCUCUUUUACGUUAUUCUUGUUAUAUUUCUAACUUCCACGUCCAUCUCAUCUUCCUAUGACGGUGGAAAUGAGACCGAUCAUCACGCUUUGCUCAAGAUCAAGUCAAUGAUCACUCGAGAUCCAUAUGGAGCUUUAACUUCAUGGAACACCUCCCUUCAUUUUUGUGAUUGGUAUGGUGUUAAAUGUGGGAAGCGACAUAGAAGGGUGACUUUUGUAGCACUACAGUCGCUGGGUCUAGAAGGCUCUUUGUCUCCUCAUGUAGGGAACCUCAGCUUCCUCCGUGUGUUUUCUCUCGCUAACAAUAGCUUUCAAGGAGCCAUCCCUCAUGAAAUCGGUAAUCUAAAUAGGCUGACUAUUCUUUAUCUUGGUGCAAACACAUUCAACGGAGUCAUUCCAACUAAUUUGUCUGGUUGUUUAAACCUUCAAAAGCUUGAUCUAUCUAGAAACAAGCUAGUUGGAAGCAUACCCAAAGAGAUCAGCUUCCUCUCCAAACUUUCUUUUCUUUCACUUGGUCUUAAUAAGUUAACAGGUGGAAUCCCGCCUUUCUUGGGGAACAUUACGUCGAUGGAAACGUUCAGUGUUGUUAGAAAUCCGGUGGGUGGGAUCAUUCCAGACACCUUAGGUAAUUGGAAAAAAUUAGUAGGAUUUCACUCUGGUGGUUGUAAUCUAUCUGGGUCCAUCCCUCAUUCCAUUUAUAACCUUUCACUUCUAGCUAACUUUAUCUUGUUUGAGAAUCAACUAACUGGUAGUCUUCCUCGAGGUAUAGGUGCAAUGUUCUCUCAUCUUGAAAUCCUAGAAUUAAAUUAUAACCAGUUGACGGGACCACUUCCAUCAUGGAUAUCUAAUUGCUCGAAACUAAGAGGCCUUGAUAUGACAGAUAACAUGUUUAGUGGGAAGUUGACGAUCGACUUUUCAAAACUAGGAGAUAUUGAGGGGAUAUACUUAAGUUUCAACAACUUUGGAAGUAGUGAAGCUGAUGAAAUGAAUUUUAUUGAUUCUUUGAAGAACUGCACCAAGUUAGAUGAUUUGGAUCUAGUUUUUUGCAAGUUUCAAGGAGUGCUCCCUAGAUCAAUUGGUAACCUUUCUGAUCAACUCCGGUAUCUGGCUCUGUACGGAAAUAAUUUACAUGGAAACCUCCCCACGUCAAUUGGUAAUCUAGUUGGCUUGGCUGGUUUACUUUUAGGUUAUUAACCAAUUCACAGGAAGCAUCCCUUCAACCAUUGGUAAGCUUCAAAAGCUACAAUAUUUUGAUUUAACUGAAAACCAACUUUCAGGGCAACUUCCUGAUGCCUUAGGGAACUUGUCAUCUUUACUCGAACUUUAUUUGUUUUCAAACAAGUUAGAAGGGGUAAUUCCUUCAAGCAUAGGAAACUGCCGUCAUCUAAUAGCGUUGCAACUUGAUGACAAUAAAUUUACCGGGAAAAUACCUCAACCUAUCUUACAACUUUCAUCUUUAUCUAUGAUACUCAAUCUUUCUCAAAACAACCUGUUUGGUUCACUUCCAACCGAGGUUGGAGACCUCAAGAUGUUGACUGCUUUGGAUUUAUCUUAUAAUAAUUUAUCAGGUAACAUUCCUAGUAGCCUUGGUAGUUGUGGCAGCCUUACCAGUUUGUCCCUCAAAGGCAACUUGUUUCAAGGCAUGAUACCGCCAUCAUUAAGUUCCUUAAAAGGAUUGGUGGAACUCGAUAUUUCUCAUAACAAUUUAUCGCGCCAAAUUCCUCGAUUCUUGGAACGGUUCUUGUUAGAAUAUUUGAACCUAUCAUAUAAUGAUUUUGAGGGUGAAGUACCACAGCUAGGAGUGUUCGCUAAUGCAAGUGCAUUCUCCAUUUUGGGGAAUAGCAGGCUUUGUGGUGGCGUUGUUGAACUUGGGUUACCCAAAUGUAAGGAGACAAAGAAACAUAAAGAAAAAUUUCCUGUGUUUGUAAUAAUCAUUUUGAUUGCAUCCUCACUUUUCACCAUAAUAUGCUUAGCAUAUGCUUGGUGUAAGAAGAAAAGCAAGAGCCGGCCGUCUCAAUCUUCAAUGAGAGAUCGAUUCUUGAAAAUUUCAUAUGCUCAACUUCUCAAGGCUACCAAUGGCUUCUCCGAAACCAAUUUGAUUGGAAAUGGUGGGUUGAGUUCCGUUUAUAAAGGAGCCCUUAAUGAAGAUGAUGAUACACUUGUCGCAGUGAAAGUUCUACGUCUUCAAAAUCGAGGGGCUGAAAGAAGCUUUAUGAGGGAGUGUGAAGCAUGGCGAAACAUUCGACACCGUAAUCUGUUAAGGAUAGUAACUUCAUGUUCAAGCAUUGACUUUCAAGGAAAUGAUUUCAAAGCUUUGGUAUACGAGUUUAUGCCUAAAGGGAGUUUACACGAUUGGCUUUAUACAAGUGAAGGUACAUCCAGGUUAAACUAUAUUCAGAUAACAAAUAUUCUUGCCGAUGUCGCGUCUGCACUUGAUUAUCUUCAUAAUCACUGUGUACCAAUCGUUGUUCACGGUGACUUGAAGCCUAGCAACAUUCUACUCGACGAUGAAAUGGUGGCUCAUGUCGGAGACUUUGGUUUAGCUCGCUUUCUUGGAACAACUUCUUACCAAAACAGCUCCACCGGCAUUAGAGGAACAAUUGGUUACACUGCUCCAGAAUAUGGACUCGGGAGUGAUAUGACAACUAAUGGAGAUGUCUAUAGUUUUGGAAUGCUAUUACUAGAGGUGAUGACCGGAAAAAAGCCAACUGAUGACAUAUUUAAUGAAGGGCAUAGCCUUCAUAAAUUUGCUUCCAUGGCUUUGCCUGACCGUGUAAUGGAUGUUAUUGAUCUCAACAUUCUAAACAUUUAUCAAGGAGCGUGUGAAGCAGAUGCACAGAAAAUAGAAGAAUGUUUGGCUUCAACAAUCAAAAUUGGAGUAUCAUGCUCUGUGGAUCCCCCAGCACUAAGGAUGAAUAUGGAAAAGGUUGUACAUGAAUUACGUCGUAUCCAGAAUACACUUCCAAAUAUUGAGAUAUAACACCAAGCUUGCAUUUGGGAUUUCAAAUAAACUACACCUAGGAUAUGGUGUAUGUCAUCAUUGAAUCAUUGUUAGUUUGCCAUACAUAUAUAAUUGUUAUUUUGCUUAAUAUCUUGUUGACACAAGUAUACGAGUUUGUGCUUAAUUAUUUACAAAGGAUAUAUAUUAUAUUGUC